Molecule: messenger RNA, 3451 nt
Organism: Danaus plexippus (monarch butterfly)
Lineage: Eukaryota; Metazoa; Arthropoda; Insecta; Lepidoptera; Nymphalidae
Product: atrophin-1-like
Exons: 13
Coding region: 68-3067 (999 amino acids)
Biological process (GO): RNA processing
Cellular component (GO): nucleoplasm
Molecular function (GO): RNA binding
Source: RefSeq, a predicted model, not a curated record
UAAUUCGAGAUGUAACAUUGUAUAAUUUAUUGUUGCAUUUUGUGAUUUGUGAAUUGAAAAUAUAAUAAUGAUUCAUUUUAAAGAAAAUAAGAAUAAAUCAGCCUUAAGUACAAGAUGGGCGCAAAUGUCCAAACAAGAACAAAUAAUCGAAAAGAAGAAGAUGGAGAUCCAAGCCAAAUUAGAGGCUCAAAAACAAGCUGCAGCCCUAGCGGCUCAAGCGAAAUUAUCUAAACCUGCCACCAAUGAAGAAACUGGUCCAAAUAUAUUUUCCAAUGAUGGUAGUUUUAUGAGUCAAUACAAAGCAUUGUUAGAGAAACAAAAUAAGGAAAAACAAGAAAAGGAAGCAAAGGAGAAGCAAGAAAAUGAGGAGAAAGCAAAAUUAGAGGAAGAAGAAAAGAAAAAACCGGAAAUAAGUAUUAAAAAGGAAGAUGUGGAUCCAGAUCUAAAUGAUAACUUAAAUCAGACUUCAAAUGACCGAAGACAAGACAGAGGAUCAAGGGAGCGACGUCGUUGGAGUGACAGAAACAGGAUGCGAACCCAUAGUCCUAUAACACCAGUCAUAGAAGAUAGAAAGAAGAUGAUAGAUACCAUGAAUAUCCCACCCUUAAUGCAGUUGUCUGUUAGACCUCCUGAUGACCAACCUCCACUAACUGCUUCCCACAAUCCAUGGCAGUCUAAUGAGGGUACACCCUCCAAUGAUGAAUAUGAUCUUGAAAUAAAAUCUCGUGAUAAUACUCAUGAAGAUGAAUGUUCAGAUACAGGACCCAGAGGUAUGAUGGCACCCGGACCUGUGAAUACUGUACCUAUGACACAAGGACCAGGCUCAAUGAGACCUUGUCCAAUUGGUUUUGGGCCAGGUCAUAUGGGCCACGGGCCAAUGGGUCCAGGCCAAAUGGUACCUAAUCCAAUGGGCUCGGGACCAAUAGGUUCCGGUCCUAUGGGUUCAGGUCCCAUGGGAUCAGGUCCCAUGGGUUCUGGCCCUAUGAAUUCAGGUCCUAUGACUUCAAGUUCUAUGGGUACAGGUCCUAUGGGUUCGGGACCGAUAGGUUCAGGUCAUAUGGGUUCAGGUCCCAUGGGUCCAGGCUCAAUGGGUUCAGGUCCCUUGGGUUCAGGCCCUAUGGGGUCGGGACCUAUGAGUUCGGGACACAUGGGUUCUGGGCCCAUGGGUUCAGGUCCUAUGGGUACGGGCCCUAUGGGUUCAGGGCCUAUGGGAUCAGGUCCCAUGGGUUCAGGUCCAAUGGGACCAGGCCCUAUAAGGCCAGGACAGAUGGGAUCAAAUCCUAACAUGCCACCAGGUUCAAAUAUAGGUCCUGGAUCAGGUCCAGGUCCAAAUAUGAGUUCAGGUCCUAUGAUGGGCCCUGGAGGGCCAAACAUGCCGCCAAUGCCCCCCUUUAUGAAUGGCCCUCCUAACUUUUCUAUGCCACCAAACUUUAUGGGCCCCAACGGUCCUUGUGGUCCGGGCCAAAUGCCGCCAAAUAUGUGCGGAGCUAACAUGCGCGGGCCUAGACCAAAUGCUCCAAUGCCACCAUUCUUUCCGCCAUUUAACAAUCCACAAAUGGGUAACAACGCCCCCCCAAAUUCUAUGAAUAAUGUACGUUUCGGUCCUAACGGCCCUAACUUUGGAUCACGACCACCCUUUGGGCCAAAUGGCUCCAACUUCGGCCCCAACAAUGGACCUCUAAAUAUGGGUCAACCUCCGAACAUGCCUUUCAUGCAUCCAAAUUCAUUACCCCCUAAUGUCAUGUCGGACUCGAAACCCUUGGAUAUACCACCGCCUGAUCCUAUGAAGCUCGGAAACAUACCACCUCCUAUGCCCAUGACCCUUAACCACAUUCCUCAACCGAAUGACCUUGAACCAGGAAACAUACCAGCUCCGAACACAUCUCAAGUUCUCUCUGCAGAUACGUUCCCGCCGGCUGUACUACGAGCCGCAACCGAAGUGGCAACCAACGGCGACCACUGGGAAAAUGUCCUGAAUGCUAUACACUCACAAGACCAAAAUAUGUGGUUUCUUCGAAAUCCAAACUCGAAUGAAUAUAAGGCGUAUCGGGAACUGGUGAAUAAGAUGCGGGGUGAAGUUCAAGACAGGAAGCCGGAAGUGAAACCCGAAGACAAAUAUGAACCAGAAUUCUCUUUAGAAGAUGAUGACAGUAAUGAUAAUAGACCAAUCAAAGAUGAAUAUAAAUAUAGCAACCAAGAGAGUUACAAUAAACGUGAGCAGACGAGCUCCCAGAGCGAUGAGGAAUCAGAUGUUAAGAGAGAGAGAAGGAAGAGGAAGAAGUCAAGAUGGGGGGACGACCCACCUGUUGAUAUUAAACCACCUGGUGUUGUAUUACCCACUGGAAUAACCGGUGCAAAGUUAUCAAAAUUAGAAGAAGAAGGAUUAAAGCUGACUACAGUUAAUAAAAAUAACCAAGCAUUAAUGCAGUAUGCUAUGAUUAAUUAUGGAACGACUAAUUUGAAUGCCGAGGAUUGGAAAAAAUGCGAAGACAAUUUUAAACUAAAUCUGCUUUACCAGGACAUGUUGAAGAAACGCCAGGAAGUGGAGCGUUUAGCUGCGGCUGGGAAACACAAGUACGAAUAUGACAGUGAUGAAGAUGUAGCAGACGGAACAUGGGAACAUAAAUUACGUGCCAAGGAAAUGAAUGCAACUGAAAGAUGGGCAACGGAACUAACAAAACAAGCCGCUGGUAAACAUCACAUUGGAGACUUUCUACCUCCGGAGGAACUUAAGAAAUUUAUGGAAAAGUAUUCAGCGUUCAAAAGCGGUAAAGAGCCAGAUUUGAGUGACUACAAAGAGUAUAAACUGAAAGAGGACAAUGUUGGAUUUAAAAUGCUUCAAAAACUCGGUUGGAAUGAAGGUCAGGGACUCGGGGCUGAGGGCACUGGCAUUAUAGAACCUAUUAAUAAAGCGAAUCAACCAGUGGCGAACCUAGGUUUGGGAGCCGCGUCAGCUGAAGGCGCGUGUCCUGAUGACGACGAGUUCGACGCGUACAGGAAGAGAAUGAUGCUGGCGUAUAGAUUCAGACCCAACCCAUUGAACAACCCACGAAGGCCGUACUAUUAAGGAUAUUUUAAAUUUAUAUUAAUUGUCUCUAAAAGUUGUUACAAGUUAAGUACAUUUUAGAACGGUAAAUUUUAUGUCUGUAUAUUUCUAAACUUUAAUUAUUUUAAUAUAAGCCCUUACUAUAAACAUUGUUACAUAAAUGUAUUGUAAUUUUUCUAACAUGUGUUUUAUGUUUAUAUAACUUUAAGACAAAUAAGUUUGUCUUAAAAAAAUUGUACGAGUGAGAUGAAUACAAUUCAGCAAUAAAAUGUUUAUUGAAACCAUCCAAAUUAAUUUAAGUUAAUAUAAAUUAAGUACAAUUUCGUUUGUAUCGAAUAUAAGUUUUUUUAGUGUGCUAGCUUUUAGCUAUUGUUAAUAUUUAAAUAAAAAAAUAUAUAAAACUGA